Molecule: messenger RNA, 1143 nt
Organism: Eimeria mitis
Lineage: Eukaryota; Apicomplexa; Conoidasida; Eucoccidiorida; Eimeriidae
Exons: 1
Coding region: 1-1143 (380 amino acids)
Biological process (GO): regulation of transcription by RNA polymerase II
Cellular component (GO): nucleus
Molecular function (GO): transcription cis-regulatory region binding
Source: RefSeq, a predicted model, not a curated record
AUGUUUGCACUGCGUGUGCUGCAGCAGCAAAGCUGCUGGCCGCGGCUUGAGAGAUGGAGCGGAGACAACCUGCAGCUGCAGCAGUGGCUAGCUGAUGCAGCAGCAGCACUGGGGCUGCUGCAGCUGCUGACGCUUGCUUUCUAUCUGGCUCCCCCGGGUUCUGCUGCUGCUGCUGCUGCUGCUGCUGCAACUGCAGCAACUGCAGCAACAGCAGCACCGCCCCCUCCUGCUGCUGCUCUUGCUGCUGCUGCUGCACCCGACUCCCUACAAAUCAUCGUCAACGGCGCGCAGAUACCCCUGCCUGCUGCUGCACCUCACCAGCAGCAGCAGCAGCAGCAGCAGCAGCAGCAGCAGCAGCAGCAGUUGCUUGAUGGUAGAACUUGUCUUCGAUUGGUGUAUUUUGGUCUCCACUGCGAUCUCUGUAUUUCUCUGGUUAGGGGGGCUGUGCUGCUGCAGUGUUUGUGGCUGCCGCCGCAGCUGCAGCAGCUGCUGCAGGAAGCAGCAGCAGCAAGCGUUGCUGAUCUGCUGCUGCUGCUGCCGCUGCUGCGACGCCUAGCUUUCUGUGUAAGAUUCGCGCAGCAAGCAGCAGCAGCAGGAGCAGCGGUGCUGCCAGCAGCAGAAGUGGGGGCCUCAGACUGGUGUGUGCCUACAGAAGCAGCAGCAGCUGCUGCUGCUGCUUCUGCUGCUGCUGCUGCUGCUGCUGCUCCGCCAUCUGCUGCUGCUGCUGCUGUUGCUGCUGCGGCUCAUCCUACCAGUGUUCUGGCGACGGAGGCAAUCGACGCGCUGCAGCAGCUGCUGCACUGCGGUGCGAGCACAGGUGCUGCUGCUGCUGCUGCUGCUGCUGCUGCUGCUGCUGCUUCUGGUGCAGCAAAGUCGCAGCAGCAGCAGUCGCGUGCUGCUGCUGUUGGCGACAGCAACACUGCAACUAUUUUCUUGCGUCUUACGCUGCAGCAGCAGCAGCAGCAGCAGCCAGUGAAACAGCAGCAGCAGCCGCAGCAGCAGCAGCAGCAGCAUGCAGUUGUUGCUGCAGUUGUCGAUGGGGAGCGCCGCAUAAAGGCUUCUUACUUGCUGGUUGCUGCAGCUCCACGCGGCCAAGCAGCAGCAACUCGCAGCAGCAGCGUAGCCGCAUAUUCGCCACAAUGA